Messenger RNA from Fusarium venenatum, 264 nucleotides. Lineage: Eukaryota; Fungi; Ascomycota; Sordariomycetes; Hypocreales; Nectriaceae. The record is from RefSeq and is a predicted model, not a curated record.
AUGGCCAGGGAUAUUCCUCCUCCCAUACAUAACCUUCAUGCCAAUGUCAAGCGUAUUAUUGCUACGCAUAGCAUUAUGUUACAUCGCCCAUUUUGUCGCCAUCAUGCAACCAAAGAGUCACCAGUGCGACCGGCCGUUGACUAUUGGUCGUUUCCCAAGAUAUCUUUGCCACUGAUCACACUGCAGUCACGUUUAAUCUGCGUUUUACAUGAGGACAAGCUCGAGGAGGCCAAGACUGAAGCUGCUGACCAAGAUGACGAAUAG